Ananas comosus (pineapple) is the source of this 1204-nucleotide messenger RNA. RefSeq names its product COX assembly mitochondrial protein 2 homolog. Gene Ontology annotation, cellular component: mitochondrion. The transcript has 4 exons. The coding region runs from base 648 to 896 and encodes 82 amino acids. Lineage: Eukaryota; Viridiplantae; Streptophyta; Magnoliopsida; Poales; Bromeliaceae. The record is from RefSeq and is a predicted model, not a curated record.
CGCUCGGUUUCAUUUCUUUCAUACUGGUUCGGAAAAUUCCUAAUAUAUUCUCACGAUUUAACGUAGUUACUCUGUAAGUUUCUAAUAUUCUUUGCAGAAACAAAGAGCCUUUCUUUGUAAUCUCCCUUUGUUUUGUUAGAUGAGUCUACAAUUAAUACACAAUCUAUGCUGAGAUAGUAAAAAAAAACCGGUAGGGAUUUUGAGUGGUCUCAGUUAAGCUGGGGACUUGCAGUAAGAUGAUGGAUUGUGAAGCAAUGAUUAAGUUUCUUCAUUUUUUUGGAUCAGUGGCUGUUGAUUUUUCUUGCUUGGAUGUUUAAUGUUGUUAUACGCACCUCGUAACCUAGGGUUGCUGUGUAGAAAGAUGAGCACUUAAACUAGAAGCAAGCGGAGAAUUAGAUCUUGAGAAUGAAAUCCUGGUUUUAUCUAGUUUACCUUGGCUAUUUCUACUUGAAAGAAAGGACAAGAGAACGGCGAAAAAUAAAAUAAAAUAAAGGUACAGGGAGGAAGGAUUGAAAAGUAGGCAAAAUUACAUAAGACAGACAAGAAAUGAGAAAGAAAGAGACGAUUGCAAGAAGGAAAGGAAGGGAGCAGUCUGGCUCCAGGAGCGAGGAAAUAGAAAUGGAAGACGAAGGAAUGCGAUCUUUGAAAUGCAUCCUCCCUUAACCUUACACAGGCAUCCUAUGUGCGCUGAGAUUAUUGAAGCAUUCCAGAAGUGCCACACAGACCAUCCAAUUGCUAAAUUUUUUGGAGAAUGCACUGAGCUUAAGAUUAAGCUCGAUCGCUGCUUCCGGCAGGAGAAAGCCUUGAAACGAAAGGCUAACUUUGAAGAGAGCAAAAAAUUCAAAGAAAGAUUGCAAGCUUACAGAAAGGAGAUGGCAGAGAAGGAAAACAUGUGACAAUGCAAAAUCUGGUAAAACUGUACAAGAGCUUGUAUGGAGGAAUCUAUGUACGAACAAACAAUUAAGAUUUUGUUUAAAAUAAUUUUUCUUUUGCUCUUGGUUUUAUGAAUUUGCACUUCGUAGCAAUUCAGAGAUUUUUUUUUUAUUCUGUAGAGAAAAACAAAUUUAGAACCAGCAGAGACACACAUGCUAUGUACUUUUUUUCUUUAAAUUUCUUUAAACUUUGAGCUGCUUCAUUUUCCAAGAGUUGGGAUGAGAACAGAAUAACAAGAAGAUAGGUUUUCAACUAGAAUUUUUUUUAUUAA